Molecule: messenger RNA, 3403 nt
Organism: Osmia bicornis bicornis
Lineage: Eukaryota; Metazoa; Arthropoda; Insecta; Hymenoptera; Megachilidae
Gene: SF2
Product: serine/arginine-rich splicing factor 1B
Exons: 4
Coding region: 146-892 (248 amino acids)
Cellular component (GO): ribonucleoprotein complex; nucleus; cytoplasm
Molecular function (GO): mRNA binding
Source: RefSeq, a predicted model, not a curated record
UCAUGAUUAUGCUACCCUUCGGCCGGUACCACCAUCUUGUUUGUUUCAUCAAUAAAGUGAGUGUAAAAUUUUUGGACGAUUGAAAUUGAAGGUACAUAUUUUUGUUGUGUCCUAUAUACAGUAAAUUAAAACAAGAACUGUGAAUAUGUCUCACGGUGGUAGAAACGAAUGUAGAAUUUAUGUGGGUAAUUUACCACCUGAUAUAAGAACAAAAGAUAUCCAAGAUCUUUUCUAUAAAUUUGGUAAAGUUAUCUUUGUUGAUUUAAAAAAUCGGAGAGGACCACCAUUCGCUUUUGUCGAAUUUGACGAUCCAAGAGAUGCAGAAGAUGCUGUACAUGCAAGAGACGGAUAUGAUUAUGAUGGUUAUAGACUACGAGUUGAGUUUCCAAGAGGUGGUGGUCCCAGUAAUAAUUUUCGUGGUGGGCGCGGAGCAGGUGACAGUGGAAGAGGUGGCCGUGGUGAAAUGAGUAACUCUAGAGGACGUGGACCACCUGCAAGAAGAUCUCAGUAUAGAGUUCUUGUUACUGGUUUACCUCCUUCUGGUAGUUGGCAAGAUUUAAAGGAUCAUAUGCGCGAAGCUGGUGAUGUUUGCUUUGCUGAUGUUUAUAAAGAUGGCACUGGAGUUGUUGAAUUCUUACGAUACGAAGAUAUGAAGUAUGCUGUGAAGAAAUUAGAUGAUUCAAGAUUUAGGUCUCACGAGGGAGAAGUAGCCUAUAUUCGAGUGAAAGAAGAUCACAGCAGUGGCGAUAGAGGACGCAGCGAAGAUAGAGAGAGAGGUCGAAGUCAUUCACGAAGCUAUAGUCCACGACGUCGUGGUUCGCCUACCUAUUCACCAUUGCGACGUAAUUACUCGCGAUCAAGAUCUCGUUCCAGAUCUCGUUCAUACGACUAGUGUGAUUAAGACGUAAAUGAGAAUGAAAAAUAAUGAGACAGUAAGGAUACUUUCAAGAGGAAAUUCAGGAUCAGGAAUUCAGGAAAGGAAUUGGAUGAAAGAAACGGAUCCGUUUCAUUCAAGGAUUCUCAAUUAGCUCUGGAUUUUCAUCAGAAAACGUUGGCAAAUCCAUUACAAGGAUUCAAAACAAUUCAUAUUUUUCUGUUUAAAAAAAAAACAAAAUUAAUAUCUAAUCGUGAUAAAGCAGUGCUUUUGAUGAACUAAAGAAAAAAAAAGCCACAGAAUGAACAGCUUCGACAUGUCACGUGAUUACGCUGAUUUCUUAAUCAUUUCAGUGUUUUGGAUUUGUUGCAAUUCACGCGAUUGAAACCUUAACACGCACAGUGACUUUUGUAUUUCUUUUUUUUUUCUCUUUUACGUUCUGUACACUGAACGAAAGAACUAGUAAUGGAAUGUCAACUUUGUACGUUUUACUUUAUGAAAGUAUUUGCUUCUGAUUUUUCGUAUACGUCAAAACAGUUUAUAAGUUAAAAUUAUUUUUUUUUUUUAUCGUUACUGAGAUAACAACUCAGUUCGUUUACGGAAAGUAUCAGACGUCUCAUCUAUCGGCCCCAAUCACGAGAAAGGAACGAAAACCACCUAGUGGUUCAACGAAAUGAAUGCUCGUUGAGAGAUCAUCCUCGUUUCUCGUUGAUUCGUGCAAUUAGUAUAGGCGAUGCGAUUGGAUAUAUUAGAGUUUCUCAGGAUCAAACGCAACGAACAGUGGUCAUUCAGAGAAAACUGUCGCGUUGUAAAUAGUGCGUCUCAUAACUUCGUUCUAUUUAAUUAUUCUUCUCUAAAUCAUUUCAAUCUUAUUACAUAUUAUCUGUCGUGAGCGUGUGUAUGUUUUCAUAUACGUGUGCGGUAAACAUAACUACGGGUCUUCGCGUGCAAGAGGAGGAGCGGGGUCGAAAAUAAAAAAAAACAAUGAAACGAUUCCUUCCAUCUUAACAAGGACUGGCUCCCUAGUUGUAGAGGAUCUCCCGGGAUGAAAAUAAAAUAAAAAAUAAAUGGAAAAAACAUGAUUGGGAUUAGGAUGCUGACAGGAUAAAUUAGUGUUCAUGAUGGAUGUUUGGAUACGGAUAAAAUUGGCUGGAAAAAUAUAUAUAUAUAUAUAUCUAUAUAUAUAUAUUCGACGGAUUAUGUUAAGCGGAUGACUUGGAUCUUUUGACCGGACAAUGUACUGUACGCCGUGUUCAAUACGGAAUAAUGGAUUUGGAUUAUCAAUUGAGGUGUUAAAAAAGAGCAGAGCGUUUCGUCGUUUGUGCUUCAAUAGGUUUCACGGAUUAUAUCGCCUAGGUCGGAUAACGGAGAUUUGGACUUGCACUUAGCAGGAUCAAUACAGGAUAUUGUCGGGAUAUCAUUUUGUCGGAUAUCAUGGAUUGAAAACGGAUGCAAUCACAUGCUCCCUAUAAGGUAUUUCAUAUCAAGUUUAAUAUCUGACGUCCCUUCGGUAAACACAUUUUCUGCAUGCAUUCUUCUAAACAAUAGUCUUCUAUAAAAAAGAAAAACUUCAAAGCAAACAACCACUUUUUAAAAUUUUUUAAAAGACUAACUUAAGUAUAACAGAUACAUGUGUAACUUUAUGGUUUGAAAGAUGUUUUAGUGUGCUUACAUUAUAAUCGUUCAGUUUAAUGAAAAAUCUGUCACAGUCUUUUCCACAGAAUGAAUGUCCAUCUCCUGGUAAUAGCACUAAUCCUUCCACAAUAGUCUUCUUUAAUUAAACGAUUUUACCAAUCUUGGUAUUUUACUCUUCCAUGACGAAGAGGAAUUGUACAGAACUCCCCUGAUCCUUUUCUCAAUCAAUGUUCAUUGAUUACAAGUAUCACUGUUGUAAGUGUAGUAUCACUAAUAUAUAAUGAUGUUAGUUUCUUUUAAGAAUGCAAGAGGAGAUUAUGUGAGUAUAUAUUUAUUAUGGAAUUCUGUUGCUUUAUUUAUUCCUUUUUUUUAAGUAAAAGAGGGAAUAAUAUUUGUUUAAUUUGAAUAUUCUGUUUCUGGUAUCUGCGAUAAUAAAGCUGAAGAAACAAUGUCUACUACUAGACGCCUGUUCAUUUUCGUUAGGCGAGUAACAUAAAAUAGAAGAAAAAAAUAUAAUUUUCCAUUAAUUUUCUAUUAUUAGUCCUGUUUAGGUAAUCAAGAGAAGGAUACGCUUCUGCCGCUCUUGGACACGUAACUGAUUCAGGAAACAAGUGUUUUUUGUAAGAUCACAAGUUAUUGUUCUCCAAAGUUUAUAUAACUUUUAAUAAAAAUUUUGUUAAUUUGACGAUUUUUUGUUACAGAAAUUCUGUUACAUUAGGUCUUUUUGUAUAAGAAACGUUUAAACGAUUACACGUUAUUCCAAAGUAACUUAUUUAAGUUUUAAAACGUUAGAAAUUUAAUGGUGCUAAUUUUGUAAGCAUUUCUGUUUUCUCAUGUAAUGCGUUACGCUUGUUCUACGAAUAAAGUCUGUUGUUUGUCGUUUUUCCUGAACAA